Molecule: messenger RNA, 990 nt
Organism: Eremothecium cymbalariae DBVPG#7215
Lineage: Eukaryota; Fungi; Ascomycota; Saccharomycetes; Saccharomycetales; Saccharomycetaceae
Gene: CWC2
Product: active spliceosome conformation promoter CWC2
Exons: 1
Coding region: 1-990 (329 amino acids)
Cellular component (GO): Prp19 complex; U2-type catalytic step 1 spliceosome; U2-type catalytic step 2 spliceosome
Molecular function (GO): pre-mRNA binding; U6 snRNA binding; metal ion binding
Source: RefSeq, a predicted model, not a curated record
AUGGCGGAUAGCAGAGAAGCACCAUGGAAAGGCCGUUUUGCCAAGGUGCAAGUUAGAGAAGAUGAUCUUCCUUCGUUGCUUCCGGCGCAGACAGGUUUAUCGUUCAAUAUAUGGUAUAACAAAUGGUCUCAAGGUCAAGGCAGUGGAUCAAGGUUUGUCAAUCCGUACAGGUUAGAUGCAGAUCAGGAUUCAGGGUUGACGCAAGGUGAACAAGAGGGCGAGGUGUUUUUCUGUGUGUACUUUUCUAAAGGUAUGUGCUGUAUGGGGAAGAGGUGCAGAUAUUUGCAUCACAUUCCUGAUGAGGAAGAUGUUGCGAAGCUUGCGAUGAAGUCAGAUGUGUUGGAUUGCUUUGGUCGGGAGAAGUUUUCUGAUUAUAGGGAUGAUAUGGGCGGUGUUGGAUCUUUUAGAAGGAAAAACAGGACCCUUUAUGUUGGUGGUAUACUGGGUGGAUUAAACAAUAAGGUAUUGAAAGCUGCACAGAUAGAGGGUAGGAUUCGAUAUGUAUUUUCACAACUAGGCAAAAUUGAUAGAAUAAGGUACGUUGAGGAUAAGAAUUGUGCUUUUGUAAAGUUCAAGUAUCAAGUCAAUGCUGAGUUUGCCAAAGAAUGUAUGAGUAAUCAAACAUUGUUGAUACCUUCCGAUAAGGAAUGGGAUCAAAGGAAAGAAGGUACGGGAUUGUUGGUUAAAUGGGCUAGAGAUGAUCCCAAUCCUGCAGCACGGAAACUUGAAGAGGAGGAACAGAAGAAGGAGUCAUUCAGGGUGAUGGUUCAGCUUCUUGAGAAGCAGGAACAAAAUAUGAACAAACGUGCCGUGGAUAUAGAACCACAGGAGACUGAGGAAGGGCAUUUGCAGGGGAUUAUUUCGGAGGAACUAAUUUUUAAGCUAAAGAAAAGAAAGAGAACUGCUGUUGGAUCCUCCAACGCUGUACCCGAGAGUAAGCGUACAAAACCGCGCCCAUUGGUUGAAUAUCCUUCUUCCGAAGAAGAUUGA